AUGGAGUACAUACCUUCUACUGCCCCAAACAAAACAUUGAGGAGAUGCCGAGGCUGUCGGGGCGGUGGCCUGAGGCCGCCAAGUGACGUCGACGCGACCCGCCGUCUCUGUUGUCUUCAUCCCGCUCUCUGCCAACUCUCCUGUUUCUCCAGACUGGGAAUCUCCACCUCGACUGGCCUCGCCAUGGAUACGAAACCAGGAGAAUCGGAUGGCGAAAUCAAUGAAGAAACUACCUUCUUAUCCAAGGCACUUGGCACGUCGGCGGCAUUUAUUCGGCCCUUGAUUUCGAAGCGGGCGCAAAAGGCAUACCUGGGGACGCUGCUCCUCUUUCUUUCCGCUAUUUGCAUGAUCCUCGUUUCAAUAUUUGCCUACGGCAUAUUCUACUAUAAAAUCAUUCCGCAGGUUGGCUUGGAACGCGUGGUACAUCUACAAUUUGGCGAUGGACAUCCUUGGGGUACAACUUCUCUCGGUUCCGGGCUCAUUUCCCUUCAACCGUACGACGUCAGCGUUGAGCUUGAAUUGCCGCGUACUCCUUCCAAUCUUAAUACCGGAAACUUUAUGCUCGACUUGACUCUAAUCCCAAACCCUUCAUCGCCCAUUCUGGACAGUGCGAAUGCGUCCACCGACUCUUCUUUUCGAUCCCGCCGUCCUGCCAUCCUGACGUAUUCAUCACCUUUGAUAGACACUGCCAGCAAGCUGUCGUUUAUGCCCUUCUAUGUGCUGGGCUGGCAACGGGAAUCAGAAAGGCUGCAGGUACCUAUGAUGGAACGGGUGCAGUUCGCUCGGGGACGGCGUAACAUUCCAGACAGUGUUCGUUUGGAAAUCCAUAGUCAACAGCAAAUGCAGGUGUACAAGGCAAAAGUGGCACUUAGGGCUAGGUUCACUGGAAUGCGGUGGCUGAUGUACAAUUGGAGGAUCACAUCGUUCUUCGUUUUUACCUUCAUGUUUUGGAGCAUCUCCAUGAUCUCUGCAACCAUCGCGUGGCUUACACUGGCUGCCGUUUUCAACACUGGUGAAGACAAGACGGUGACACUCAAGAAGGAGGAUCGCGAUGACAUGCGGAUCAAGCAGGAGCCUCUUGAGGAGUCGACAUCGCCGUUCGAGAGUUCUCUGGACACUUCCAACGAACAACCCGAGCGAAGUGUCAAGAAAGAGAAGGAGUAUCAGGCCGAUGAUGAAAGCGACGAAUCACCAGAGGACCGAGCGUCCGGGGCCGGGACCGGAUUAGAGAGUUCUAGGGCGCAGGGGGUUCAACGACGAAGACGCCAUUUGUACGGGGAUGACGAUUCCCACUAG
This is a messenger RNA of Aspergillus melleus, 1296 nucleotides long. Its product is annotated as seipin. The record is from RefSeq and is a predicted model, not a curated record. The coding region runs from base 1 to 1296 and encodes 431 amino acids. Gene Ontology annotation, biological process: lipid storage; lipid droplet organization. Lineage: Eukaryota; Fungi; Ascomycota; Eurotiomycetes; Eurotiales; Aspergillaceae. Gene Ontology annotation, cellular component: endoplasmic reticulum membrane. The transcript has 4 exons.